Molecule: messenger RNA, 1777 nt
Organism: Plutella xylostella (diamondback moth)
Lineage: Eukaryota; Metazoa; Arthropoda; Insecta; Lepidoptera; Plutellidae
Gene: Srp54k
Product: signal recognition particle 54k
Biological process (GO): SRP-dependent cotranslational protein targeting to membrane; SRP-dependent cotranslational protein targeting to membrane, translocation
Cellular component (GO): cytosol; signal recognition particle, endoplasmic reticulum targeting
Molecular function (GO): GTP binding; ATP hydrolysis activity; endoplasmic reticulum signal sequence receptor activity
Source: RefSeq, a predicted model, not a curated record
ACGUGUCGUCGUGUUCAUGCCUUGUCAAAAUCGUCUCUCUCAGUCUGAUUACAUUCAAUUUAUUUAGAAAUAGAAAGUGUUUUGCUAAGUUUAUGUGAGUUAGUUACAUUGGUAAAAUGUUCAAUAAUUCUUUAUCAUAGUAAUUUAACUACUAACAAGACUUGUGUAGUAUUAACCAGGAAGAAAAACAACACACAUCAAAAUGGUUUUAGCAGAUUUAGGUCGAAAAAUUACCACUGCUCUGCAGUCCCUGAGCAGGGCUACAAUAAUCAAUGAAGAAGUGUUAAAUUCUAUGCUGAAAGAGAUAUGUGCUGCUCUAUUGGAAGCUGAUGUGAACAUCCGUCUCGUGAAGAACCUGCGGGAGAAUGUGCGCGCCGUCAUCGACUUCGACGAGAUGGCGGGAGGGCUCAACAAGAGACGGAUGAUACAGUCCGCCGUGUUCAAAGAACUUGUCAAGUUGGUUGAUCCAGGAGUGAAGCCCUACCAGCCAAUCAAAGGAAAGCCAAAUAUCAUAAUGUUUGUUGGUCUACAAGGAUCAGGAAAGACCACAACUUGUACAAAGUUAGCAUACCACUACCUGAGGAAGAACUGGAAGUCUUGCUUGGUGUGUGCUGACACAUUCCGAGCUGGUGCUUAUGACCAGGUCAAACAGAACUGUACUAAAGCCAGAAUACCUUUCUAUGGAAGCUAUACAGAAGUAGACCCCGUGGUGAUUGCCACCACAGGAGUAGAGAUGUUCAAGAAGGAAGGCUUCGAGAUGAUCAUUGUGGACACGAGCGGCCGGCACAAGCAGGAGGAGUCCCUGUUUGAGGAGAUGUUGGCUGUUGCUACGGCUAUUAAACCCGACAACAUAAUCUUCGUGAUGGACGCGACGAUCGGGCAGGCGUGCGAGGCGCAGGCGCGCGCCUUCAAGGACAAGGUGGACAUCGGCUCCGUCAUCAUCACCAAGCUCGACGGACACGCCAAGGGAGGAGGCGCCCUGUCCGCCGUGGCCGCAACACAGAGUCCCAUAAUCUUCAUCGGUACGGGAGAACACAUUGAUGACUUGGAGCCAUUCAAAACGAAACCCUUCAUAAACAAACUACUGGGCAUGGGCGACAUCGAGGGACUGCUGGACAAAGUGAAUGAACUGAAGCUAGAUGAUAACGACGAGCUGCUCGAGAAACUGAAACACGGCCAGUUCACGCUCAGAGCCAUGUACGAACAGUUCCAGAACAUCAUGAAAAUGGGACCCUUCUCACAGAUCAUGGGCAUGAUUCCGGGUUUCUCGCAAGACCUCAUGUCAAAGGGCAGCGAGCAGGAGUCGAUGGCGAAGCUGAAGCGUCUGAUGACGAUCAUGGACUCGAUGAACGAGGGCGAGCUCGACCACCGCGACGGCGCCAAGCUCUUCUCCAAGCAGCCCACGCGCAUCACGCGCGUCGCCAACGGAGCAGGAGUCACGGAAAGAGAUGUCAAAGACCUCAUAACUCAGUACACGAAAUUCGCAGCAGUAGUAAAGAAGAUGGGCGGAAUCAAAGGACUCUUCAAAGGCGGCGAUAUGGCCAAGAACGUGAACCAGACCCAGAUGGCUAAACUCAACCAACAGAUGGCGAAGAUGAUGGACCCGCGCAUCCUGCAGCAGAUGGGCGGCAUGUCGGGCCUGCACAACAUGAUGCGGCAGCUGCAGCAGGGCUCCAGCGGCAUGAGCGGCCUCAUGGGCGGGAAAUGACAGUAAACCCAACGCCCAUUUUGUUAUAGAACCAUAUUAUUAUAUCCAAUAAAAUGAUAACAACUUCCA